Messenger RNA from Paramormyrops kingsleyae, 810 nucleotides. RefSeq names its product mitochondrial ribosomal protein L30 (gene mrpl30). The record is from RefSeq and is a predicted model, not a curated record. Gene Ontology annotation, cellular component: mitochondrion; large ribosomal subunit. NCBI's taxonomy places the organism in Eukaryota, Metazoa, Chordata, Actinopteri, Osteoglossiformes, Mormyridae. Gene Ontology annotation, molecular function: structural constituent of ribosome. Gene Ontology annotation, biological process: translation.
UAGUUUCGAAGUCUGGAGCAAAUAUUUCAGGUCGGGAGUAGAAACGGGACGGACGCAUCGUUUAGUGUCCUGUGGCGUGUCGGAAUGCUUAGCGUAAUGUUUUAAUAUCUGUUUUUAUCUUCUUUUUUGGCAUUCCCAUACGUAAUUAUUACAUAGAAAGACAGCGCAAAAGGCUCGUUUGGAUCUGCCUUGGCAGCAGUAGCACAAUGGCCUGGCUCUGCAAAGUAAUUCAGAGACCAUCUGCGUUUAGCACGAAUUUGGUGGAAACGACAUUAUUUCCAUGGAUAGUCUUAACACGCAGCAAAUUCACCAAAUCUCGUAUUCCAAAAGAGGUGUUUGAAGAACGAGCUAAGGAGCAUGAAAAAUACGGAGGGGACCCGGAGCUGCCGCACAAACUACACGUUAUUACGCGGAUCAAGAGCGUAAAGCGACGUCCUUAUUGGGAGAAGAAAAUCAUUGAAGACUUCGGUCUCGGAAAGUCCCAUUCGCCGCGUGUUCACAAGAACAUUCCGUCUGUUAACGAAAAACUGAAAAUUAUAAAGCACCUAGUCAAGAUACAGCCGCUGAAGCUCCCUCAUGGCCUGCCUGCUGAAGGGGAAAUGGCAUACACUUUCUUAAGCAGCACGGGAGAACUGGUCAUUCAACGAUGCCUCAAACCGUCGGAACAGAAGGCUCUGGAGUCAUAGCCCAUUAUGCCACAUACACUGCUCUUGUAAAAUUAACCCUUAAAAGUUCCGUUUAGAGCUUUUUUUGUAGUAAACAUUGCAAGUAUUUAAAUAGGUGUGAAUAAAGUUCAUGUGAUGAGUUUAA